Messenger RNA from Cyphellophora europaea CBS 101466, 1329 nucleotides. RefSeq lists its product as uncharacterized. The record is from RefSeq and is a predicted model, not a curated record. The transcript has a single exon. The coding region runs from base 1 to 1329 and encodes 442 amino acids. Lineage: Eukaryota; Fungi; Ascomycota; Eurotiomycetes; Chaetothyriales; Cyphellophoraceae.
AUGAGCCACAAGACCCCUCUACACUUCAAUGCUCUACACGUAUACCGUGCUAUCCUCCGCGAAGCCACCUACCACCCCGACCCUCAUGUCCGUUCCUACUUGAGGUCCUACGCAAGGGACUCCUUCCGCACUCAGAAGAUCAAUUUUGCGAUCGAGUUCCAAGACUGGACCUCCGUAGAGAAAGGCCGGAGAGAGACAAGUCUUAUGCGAAAUGCCCGAAACUUCUGCCAGACCAUCCGGCGUGCGAACGAUGGCUACCUCAACCCAUUCCAGAAGACUCUUUCUCUCACAUACGGCCGCACGGGUGCUAGGCGUCGCCAAAUCAUGUCCGCAUUGAUGGCGCCUGCCACGACUGAAACACCCCCCAGCACCAAGACCGACACAAAUACACCAUCAACGCUCGAUAAGGAUCAAGCACCGCACGACCAGAUUCUCCUGUCAACAUCUCAAGACUCGCUCUUUGCGAACCCGCUGUUCCCAGGCGACGUAUCCGGCUCAACCACGCCUCCGGAACCCAAUACGUUUGAUUCUGCAAAAGUCUUUCAUGAAACCACCGCCGGCGCGCCUCGACAAUCGAAGCGUCCCCUCCGCAAACCCUUCUCUUCCAUGAGCUCCAUCUCUGAAACCUUCCGUGCCCUCACCGCCGCCCAGUCCGCCGCCUCGGCCUAUGUUCCCUCCCAAACCCGUAGAAUUACCAUCACUGGCCCGAACCUUCCGUCCACAACGAUCUGGAAGCGCCCACUUACUCCCAAGCGCAUUCGCAACGCCACCAAGAAGUGGUACGCCAAAACGGCCCAAACUCUGUACCCGCCCCUGCCGACAACGGAAUGGGAGUACAUCCGCUCGAUCGCCGCCGGAGUAACCAGGCUGGAGCCAAAGAGUCGGAGACCACAGGCGGCUGUGUGCAUUUUCACUACGGUGCGCGAGCCGUGGAAGGAGCCUCUCCGGGGUUUAUUGGACGAACCGGAAAAGGUGGCGAGGUACGAGGGCAAGAAGAUGGGUAAUCCGCAUCUUAUGACGCCGCGCUGGCUGCAGCACAGAUACGAGUGGCUCCUGCGGCACACACCUGUCGAGGUGGCGCCGGUGGCACAGGAAAACUCUGUUGAGAACACAGAGCAACCGGAGACGUCAUUCCUGGGAUCUAGCCAGGAGCAGGAAGAGGGCAGAAGCGUUGGCCCGAAGGAGUCCAAUCCGCAGACAAAUCCGAACGCGAAGCCGAAGGACAAAGGAAAGAGAACCGCUUUUUUGUGGGACAGUACCGUCGUAGACCGCGCGCGCCCCCUACGUGUGAAGCCGGAUGGCGAGAUGAGGAAGGCCCUCUUCGAAUGA